Lampris incognitus (smalleye Pacific opah) is the source of this 1594-nucleotide messenger RNA. It is a transcript of the gene thoc6, whose product is annotated as THO complex 6. NCBI's taxonomy places the organism in Eukaryota, Metazoa, Chordata, Actinopteri, Lampriformes, Lampridae. Gene Ontology annotation, molecular function: protein binding. The record is from RefSeq and is a predicted model, not a curated record. Gene Ontology annotation, cellular component: transcription export complex; THO complex. The transcript is spliced from 13 exons. Gene Ontology annotation, biological process: mRNA export from nucleus. Bases 69 to 1040 code for a protein of 323 amino acids.
GAACGUCAUAUCUUGUCGCCCGAGUUAAUCGGUUUCCUUAGUAGUGUAUAAAUUGUUCUCUUUUCAGCAUGGGUCCGAUUGAGCUUCUCCACAUGUCCGUCUUCUCUCAGAGUUUCUCUCCCUGUGGCCGCUUCCUGGCAGCCGGCAACAACUAUGGAGAGAUAGCACUUUUCAGCCUCUCUUCGGCGCUCAGCCCUGAAGCAAACGCACUCAGCCAAAAACCAGUCCUAACCUUCACAGCACACGAGGGGCCCGUCUUCUCAAUUCUCUCCACAGAGACUCACCUCAUCAGCGCUGGCAACGGAGAGAUCAGUGGCUGGAGUUGGGCUGAACUUAUAAAAAAGAAUGCAAAAGCUGCGUGGACGCGAAGACCUAAUUACAAAUCCAGCCUGGAGAUCCCAGAGAUAAAUUCCGUAGUUCUCAACUCCAGAGACAACAGCCUAGUAGCUGGUGGAGGAGACAACAACAUCCACAUCAUGGAUCUGGAACAUGGUGUUUUUAAGUCUGUUUUACAGGGACACACAGACUACAUCCACUGUUUGAGUGUGAGGGAGAGGGAGGCAGAGAUACUAUCAGGCGGGGAGGAUGGCGCUGUGAGGAUCUGGGACUGUAGGACUGGCCAAUCUGUUCACUGCAUUGAGGUUUACAAAUAUGAGAGCUGUGCCCGUCCCCAGUAUGGCAAAUGGAUCAGCUGCCUUACCACUGACUCUGACUGGAUGCUAUGUGGAGGCGGUCCAUCCUUAUCUCUGUGGCAUCUUCGUUCCAUGUCCCCCACCUCUGUCUUCCCGCUGUCAGGCUGCCAACGACAAGCGACAUUCUACCAAGACAUGAUCCUUUCAGUUGGUGAGGGCCAGUGCGUGUCCCACUGUCUUCUUGGUGGGGAGGUCAAAGCCCAGAUCCCCUGCACACCCCACUCCCUUAAUACACUGGCAUUCAACACCAACAGUACUGAGCACAGGGUGCUGACAGUUGGAGGCAGCAGUGAUCAUAUAGAUGUAUUCACCAACCUGUCUUACAGAGCAUUUUCUCUGUCCUUCUAAACAAAGACACACGCACGCACCAGCUGACUGAUUUUUAAAAUACCUGAUGAAAUUGAUUUGAUAGUUUUACAGAAACUUGUAGGAGAAUAAACGAUGUCCUUGUUAGUGUAAUUUUCGAAGUUAUUAUACGUUGUUUUUGCAGCUGUAAGAGCAGUUAUUCUGGGUUCCAUCCAUCCAUCCAUUAUCCAAACUCCUUAUCCUGCUCUCAGGGUCACGGGGAUCCUGGAGUUUAUCCCAGCAGUCAUUGGGCAGCAGGCAAGGAGACACCCUGGACAGGCCGCAAGGCCAUCACACAGAGCUCACACACACACACGCAUUCAUACCUAGGGGCAAUUUUAGUAAUGCCAAUUCACCUGAUGUACAUGUCUUUGGACUGUGGGAGGGAACCCACGCAGACAUGGGGAAAACAUGCAAACUCCACACAGAGGAUGACCCCCAAGGUUGGACUACCCUGGACCCCAAGGUUGGGCUACCCAGGACCUUCUUGCUGUGCCACCGUGCCACCCUAUUCUGGGUUCCAAUAUGAUGUUUUUUCAUGACAAUAAAAUAUUCUU